AUGCGAGGUACUGUUGCUUCGGAAGAUUUACUUUUUGAUUCAAGAAUUGAACGCACAGCACGAAGCAACAGGAGUAGUGCAAGAAGAAGAAAGCGAGAAAGAAGAAAGGAACAGAGACGAAUUGAGCAAGAAGAGGAGACAUCAACAAUGACAGAAGAACAAAAUCCGAGAAAGACUAUACGUGAUUAUUCUAUGCCAGAUCCUAAUGGUUAUCAAGGAAGCAUUGUGAGACCUCCUAUUCAAGCCAAUAAUUUUGAAAUCAAGCCUGCCUUGUUACAAGUCAUUCAACAGAAUCAAUUUGGAGGUGCAGUUUCAGAAGAUCCUAAUUCUCACCUGGAGAAUUUUCUGGCAAUCUGUGAUACUUUGAAGUAUAAUGGAGUUUCAGAUGAUGCAAUUUGUUUGAGGCUUUUUCCGUUUUCACUACGGGAUAAAGCUAAAAACUGGCUUCAAUCACUACCUCAAGGAAGUAUUUCUACAUGGGAGGAUAUGGCUACAAANUUCGUAACAAAAUACUUCCCUCCNUCCAAAUCAGCGAAAAUGAGGAAUGAGAUCACNUCCUUCGUGCAGCAAGACAAUGAAUCCUUAUAUGAGGCGUGGGAAAGGUACAAGGAGCUAAUGAGGAAAUGUCCACAUCAUGCUCUACCUGAAUGGUUGCAAGUGCAAACUUUCUAUAAUGGUCUUUCACCCACUUUUAAGGCAAUGUUGGAUGCAGCAAGUGGAGGAUCAUUCAUUUUGAAAACACCAGAGGAAGCUUUGGAGACUUUAGAAUUAAUGGCAAACAACACAGUGNAUAUGCAGUUUGACCGUCNAANUAGAAAAGUUGGNGUGUUGGAGGUUAAUACNUUGGAUGCUAUCUUAGCCCAAAACAAGUUNUUAACACAGCAGAUUACAGAUUUGACUCAGAAGAUGGGAAUUAUGCAAGCAAAUAAUGUGAAUACUAGAUCUCCAGGGUAUGAUUUUUGUGGAGGAAUGCAUCAGAAUGGUGAAUGUCAGGCCACUCACCAAGACGCACAAAUUAAUGCAGUGGGACAACAACAAAAUCAGUUCUCUACCAACUUUAAUGCAAAUUGGAGACCCCAACAAACCAGACCUUGCAGUAAUCCAAUCCAAUCUAACCCACCAAGGCCUCCAUAUCAAUAUCAAGCUCAACCCAAUAAUCAAGGAAACAAGAUCUCUUUGUUGGAAAAUGCAUUAGAGAAGUUAACGAUGCAAACUUCUACCUUUGUAGACCAGAAUUCUAGUUUCAUGAACGAGACAAGGACCAACUUCAGAAACCAAGAAGCUUCAAUCAGAAAUUUGGAGAACCAGAUUGGACAGCUUUCAAGACAACUCUCAGAGAGAUCUCCUGGCACAUUCCCUAGUGACACAAUACCAAACCCAAGGGAACAAUGCAAAGCAAUUCAAUUGAGGAGUGAAAGAGUAUUAGAGAGUGAAAAAAGGAGUGAGAUGGAGAGAGAGAAAAAGAAAAGAGUUGAUGAAAUAGUAGAAGAGAGUGCUGAAAAAGAAAUUGAGAGAAAAUCAUUGGAGCAAAUGCCAAGUUAUGCUAAAUUCAUGAAAGACUUGUUGUCAAAGAAAAGGAAGCUUCAAGAAGAUGAAACAAUUAUACUCACAGAGGAGUGCAGUGCAAUAAUUCAACAAAAAUUGCCUCCAAAGUUGAAAGACCCAAGAAGCUUUGUCAUUCCAUGUGAGAUUGGAAAUAUAUCUGUGGGUAAAGCAUUAUGUGAUCUUGGAGCAAGUAUCAAUUUGAUGCCUUUGUCAAUUUUUAAAAGGCUGGGAAUUGGAAAAGUAAAGCCUACUAUGAUAACUCUACAAUUGGCAGACCGAUCAAUGACUUAUCCUUAUGGAAUUGUGGAAGACGUCUUAGUGAAGGUGGAUAAAUUUAUCUUUCCAACUGAUUUUGUGGUGCUUGACAUGGAAGAAGAUGCUAAAGUCCCAAUCAUAUUGGGAAGACCAUUCUUAGCCACAGGAAGAACACUGAUAGAUGUAGAACAAGGUGCAUUGAUGUUAAGAGUAGGAGAUGAAAAAGUCACAUUCUCUAUAAAUGAAGCAGUAACACAUAAAUUGGACAAAGAACAUUGUUUCAAGGCUGAAAUAAUUGAGUCUCUUGUGUUAGAUGAUGUUGAUUAUCAUGUAAGGAAGAAUCCUUUAGAGAAAGCUCUUCUGCCAGGGAUGGAAGCAAAAGAGUUGAGUAAAGAAAUUAAUGAUGAAGAGUGGCAAAACAGCUUCACAAGUGAGUUGUGGUUUCUACCACAACCUGUGGAUUCACGUCAGGAUUUGGCAAGAGGAACAAAGAAGAACACAGGUAGAGUGGGGAGUUUUCCAUGGGCUGUGAAAGUUUCCAGGAGCAGUUAUUGA
Vigna radiata var. radiata (mung bean) is the source of this 2355-nucleotide messenger RNA. RefSeq lists its product as uncharacterized. The transcript has 3 exons. Lineage: Eukaryota; Viridiplantae; Streptophyta; Magnoliopsida; Fabales; Fabaceae. The record is from RefSeq and is a predicted model, not a curated record. The coding region runs from base 1 to 2355 and encodes 784 amino acids.